Molecule: messenger RNA, 1503 nt
Organism: Dioscorea cayenensis subsp. rotundata (Guinea yam)
Lineage: Eukaryota; Viridiplantae; Streptophyta; Magnoliopsida; Dioscoreales; Dioscoreaceae
Product: V-type proton ATPase subunit d2
Exons: 10
Coding region: 156-1211 (351 amino acids)
Biological process (GO): proton transmembrane transport; vacuolar acidification; vacuolar transport
Cellular component (GO): vacuolar proton-transporting V-type ATPase complex; proton-transporting V-type ATPase, V0 domain
Molecular function (GO): proton-transporting ATPase activity, rotational mechanism
Source: RefSeq, a predicted model, not a curated record
UCAACCCUUCCAUCUCUUCGAGAUCGGGAUCUUGUCCUUCGUCGUUCUUCUCAUUUGGAUUUCUAGGGUUUCCAAUCCUCGCUCUUCUCCUGCGAUCCCAUCUCCGUCUCUCUCGCUGAUCGUCGGAGGGAUUCGAUACUCCAAUCGCCGAGAAAAUGUACGGAUUCGAAGCUAUGACCUUCAACAUCCAUGGCGGGUACCUGGAGGCGAUCGUGCGAGGUCACCGCUCCGGCCUGCUGUCGGCCGCGGACUACAACAACCUCUGCCAAUGCGAGACGCUCGACGACAUCAAGAUGCACCUCUCCGCCACCGAGUACGGGCCCUAUCUCCAGAACGAGCCCUCUCCUUUGCAUACAACAACGAUUGUGGAGAAAUGUACUCAGAAGCUCGUUGAUGAGUACAAGCAUAUGUUGUGCCAGGCCACCGAGCCCUUGUCUACUUUCUUGGAGUAUAUAACGUAUGGUCACAUGAUUGAUAAUGUGGUGCUUAUUGUUACUGGAACAUUGCAUGAGAGAGAUGUGCAAGAACUUUUGGAGAAGUGCCACCCCUUGGGUAUGUUUGACAGUAUUGCUACACUUGCUGUUGCUCAGAACAUGCGUGAGCUGUAUCGUUUGGUUCUUGUUGAUACCCCAUUAGCUCCGUAUUUCUCUGAGUGCAUAACUUCCGAGGAUUUGGACGACAUUAACAUUGAAAUCAUGAGGAACACUCUGUACAAGGCAUACCUUGAAGACUUCUACAAAUUCUGCCAGAAAAUAGGAGGAGCAACUGCUGAAAUAAUGUCUGACCUCCUAGCCUUUGAAGCUGACAGAAGAGCUGUUAACAUUACCAUAAACAGUAUUGGCACUGAGUUGACUCGGGAUGACCGGAGGAAGCUUUAUUCUAGUUUUGGUUUACUAUAUCCUUAUGGCCACGAGGAACUUGUUGUCUGUGAAGAUAUUGACCAGGUUCGUGGUGUAAUGGAGAAAUAUCCCCCAUAUCAGGCAAUUUUUGCUAAGAUAUCCUAUGGAGAAAGCCAGAUGCUGGACAAAGCCUUCUAUGAAGAGGAAGUGAAAAGGCUUUGUUUGGCAUUUGAACAGCAGUUCCACUAUGCUGUUUUCUUUGCAUACAUGAGACUGAGGGAACAAGAGAUCAGGAACCUGAUGUGGAUCUCAGAAUGUGUGGCACAGAACCAGAAGUCCCGAGUUCAUGACAGUGUGGUCUUCAUCUUCUGAGCUGGAAUCAGGAACAGAGAAUUAAAUUUGGACAUCUAGUCCAUACAUUGUCUGUUUUUCCUUAUUUUUUUGGCCAUGGUUGAGUUGCAGAUUCCAUAGCUGUUUUGCUCAAUCUAAUUUAUAUACUGUUGCAGAUUGAGCAAGCAAAUAAAGCGCACCUUGUGAUGUAUAUUUCCAAAGAAGCUACUUAGCGUGACCAGCUAUGAAUUGGUUUCGUCUCUCAUUUGUUGUUGGAGACUAAAUGGCAUGUAUCUUAUUAUUUAUUAUCUGAAAGGUGUUGCUUUGGAUUUAA